Messenger RNA from Medicago truncatula (barrel medic), 1363 nucleotides. RefSeq lists its product as uncharacterized. The record is from RefSeq and is a predicted model, not a curated record. The transcript has 5 exons. The coding region runs from base 57 to 1127 and encodes 356 amino acids. Lineage: Eukaryota; Viridiplantae; Streptophyta; Magnoliopsida; Fabales; Fabaceae.
AACAACGAUUUCAUCGUUACUCUGUUGUUGUUGUUGUUGUUCUUCUUCUUCCUUCCAUGGCAGCAUCAACAAUUUCAUCUCAACCCUUCAUCCUCUCACGCAUCACCAACAACCCAUCUCACCCAUCUCUCCACCACCCUCUCCCCUCUCUCUUCUUCCUCCGCCGUCCCCCCCACCGUCGACCCUUUCUCUUCGCGACUUCCUGUCACCACGUCGACGGAGACGACGUUGUUUCAACGCGUAAAUCAACGUUCAACCGUGGCUUCACAGUGAUAUCUAAAAUGCUUCGACGUAUCAAACCUCUCGAUAACUCCGUUAUCUCUAAAGGUGUUUCUGAAGCUUCUAAAGAUUCUAUGAAACAAACUAUUUCUACUAUGCUUGGUUUGUUACCUUCUGAUCAUUUUGAUGUUACUGUUAGUUUUGAGAUUCAACCUCUUCAUCGGUUACUUGUUUCUUCUAUCAUCACUGGGUACACACUAUGGAAUGCAGAGUAUAGGAUGUCCUUGACGAGGAAUCUGGAAAUGUCACAUGCGGAUCAAGGGGCAGAUUGUGAAACGCCUUUGGAGAGUUUGGAGUUGAAGGGUGGUGAAGAGGAACAUGGGGAAACUGAGAAGGUUGUUUCUGAUUUGGGGUUAGCGAAUUCAGAAAUUUGCAGCAGCAGUACUGGCGCAGGAGUCUUUGGAGAUUUGCCGCCUCAGGCUCUGAAAUACAUUCAGCAGUUGCAGUCUGAGUUGACAAACAUGAAGGAGGAAUUGAAUGCCCAAAAGCAGGAAAUGAUGCAAUUAGAACACGACAGGGGAAUUCGGAACAAUUUGCUGGAAUAUCUUCGCUCUUUUGAUCCUGAUAUGGUGACUGAAAUGUCUCGGCCGUCAUCAGAGGAAGUGGAGGAUAUAAUUCACCAACUUGUUCAAAACAUUUUGCGAAGAUUCCUUGUCGACGAAGCUAGCUCUAACUUUAUGGAACAAUCAGUAGAAGGAAACAUAGACGAUGGUGAUGAGUUUAGUGAUAAAAUAGCCACUUCUCGCGAUUACCUAGCAAAGUUGCUUUUCUGGUGUAUGUUAUUAGGUCAUCACUUAAGAGGAUUGGAAAACAGAUUGCAUUUGAGCUGUGUUGUUGGACUUUUAUAGAGAAUAAUAAUGGUGGAAGCCUUGUAUAUUCUUCCUCUUUUUCUCUUCAACACCCCAAAUCCCCAUUUUUACCCCCCUUGUAUAACACCAGUUAUAAGCCUUGUAUGGUAAAAAAACCAGUUCAAUGUAAAACUGGAAGUAUGGGAAUAAUCAAGUUCAGUCCUUGCUUUUAGAACUUCUUCUCUUGAUUAAUUGAUUCAUCAUACCAAGCAUUAAAGCAUAUCACAUUUUAAGAA